AUGAAAACUCAGAGUAAACGUGGCAAGGGUUUGAUAAACACUCUGAUUAAUAAACUUCCCGUUGAAUUUCAUAUUCCUGGAUAUUCUUAUUGUGGACCUGGAACAAAAUUACAACAACGCUUAGAACGAGGUGAUGAAGGAAUUAAUCCAUUAGAUCAAGCUUGUAAAGAACACGAUAUUGCAUACUCACAAAAUAAAAAUAUAAACGAAAGACAUAAAGCUGAUAAAAUAUUAGAGAACAAAGCCUGGAAUAGGGUUAAAUCAAAAGACGCUAAAUUUGGAGAAAAAGCUGCAGCUUGGUUUGUAACAACAGCCAUGAAGGGAAAACGAAAAGUUGGAAUGGGUAUUAAACAAAAUAAAAAAACUACAAAAAAAGGUGGAACUUUAAGAAAAAGAAAACGUAUUAUUCUAACACCAAAAAAGGGUGGAUUUUUACCUUUUCUAUUACCAUUACUAGGAGCUUUAGGAGCUGUAGGGGGAGGUGCAGCAGGAAUUGCGAAAGCAGUGAAUGAUGCCAAAGCAAAUCGUGAACAACUUGCUGAACAGCAAAGACAUAAUUUGGCUGUGGAGCAAGCUACAAAAAUGGGGAAGGGUUUUUAUUUGAGACCUUACAAAGGAUAUGGAAUAAAAAAAAACUAUAAAAACAACAAAACGGGGAAAGGGGUUUUACCUAAAACCGUACAAAGGAUCUGGAACCCAACAAAAAAAAUAAAAAAAAUCUCUAUUAAAUUACCUAAGCACUCGUUAACUAAUAUUGAUCUAAAAAAAUAUGUAAAUGUUCUUAGGAUUCCUUACUUUCGUGGUGUGUAUAUGAGAGAUUCUUUACCAUAUAAAAUUAAAUCAAAAGAAUCAGGUAUAAUUAAUCUUGAUGUUGAAAGUGGUACUGGUACUCAUUGGACAGCAUAUAGCAAAAAUAAUAAAAACAUAAUUUACUUUGAUAGUUAUGGAAAUUUACCCCCUCCACUUGAACUAAUCAGAUAUUUUAAAAGUAAUGGUUUAGUUAAAAUUAAAUAUAAUUAUGAUCCUAUUCAAUCUUUCAACUCUUAUCACGGUGAAUCUACAAUUUUAACUGCGAAUUUUAAUCCUCCCAUAUAUCUUGAUGAAAAUAUUGAAUAUGAAAUUGGAUUAAUAAGUUUUGAUACCUUUAACAGCAUUCCAAAUGUUCAUGCUAAGAAUAAUGUUUUAGUGUGGGGUAUAAAUAAUCAAUUUAAAUUUGAAAUACCCAUAGGUGCUUAUGAAAUAAAUGACAUAAUUAAAAUUAUAGAAAAACAAGUAUUUGACAGCGGUGCUACAAUUCGAAUAACACCAGAUGUAAAAACAUCUACAAUUACAAUAAAAAGUAGUGAGUGGAUAAAUUUUAGUGUUAAUAACUCGAUUGGUAACCUACUUGGAUUCUCUAAAACUAAACUUGAACCAGAUAUAAGUCAUACUUCAAAUAAAAUAAAUAUUUUAAAAGUUAAUACAAUAUGUGUUGAUUGUAAUAUUGCUGUUGGAUCCUUUUUAAAUGGGGAACCUUUUAGUGAUACUACAAUUGAAGAUUAUCAAUUUCAUAUUUAUCAGUCAAAUUCAUCAGCUAUUCCAAAUUAUAAUGAUGAAAUUAGAAUAACUAUAGAAGAACUUGAUGCUUAUACUCUACCUUGUAAUAGCUAUAUUUAUAUGGAAGGUAAAAUGUUAACAGAUCAGAAAAAAGUACCUACUAAAUUUGAAUUUAUUAAUAAUAGUAUCGCUUAUAUGUUUAAAGAAAUUAGAUAUGUAUUAAAUGGUGUAACAAUUGAUUCUGUAAGACAAGUUGGUUUAGUUUCUAGCUUGAAAAAUUACUUAUCAAUAAAUGAUAAUGAAAGUAAGUUAUUGCAAAACGCUGGUUGGUUUCCAAAAGGUGAACAAAAAAUUUUAUUAGAUAAAAAUGGAAAUUUUAAUGUAAAUAUACCUUUAAAAAUGUUUUCCGGAUUUUUUGAAGAUUUUAGAAAAAUAAUAUUAAAUAUGAAACAAGAUUUAAUUUUAAUUAGAUCUAGUGAUGAUAUUGAUGCAGUUCUUGCAAAAGAUGAAACAGAAAAACCAAACAUUCAGAUAACUAAAUUGUUUUGGAAUGUACCCCAAAUUACAGUUAAUAUCGAAGAACAACUACGCUUGAAUAAUAUAAUUAGUAAAAAUAUUGAAUUACCUAUUAAGUUUAGAAGUUGGGAUCUAAUUGAGUAUCCUACUUUAAAUGAUUCCACACGUCAUACGUGGGCAGUAAAAACUUCAACAAAAUUAGAAACACCUAGACAUAUUAUAAUAGCAUUUCAAAAAGAUCGAAAAGGUCAACUUUUAAAAGAUAUGAGUAAAUUUGAUCAUUGUAAUCUAUCAAAUAUUAGGGUUUUCUUAAAUUCAGAUCGUUUUCCCUAUCACGAUUUAAAUUUAGAUUUUGAUACUAACCGUUUUGCAACUUUGUAUGAAAUGUUUGCUAGCUUUCAAGAAUCUUACUAUCAUAUUCAAACAAACCAACCUAUAUUCAACCCCGAAGAAUUUAAAACAAAAUGUCCGAUAGUUCAUAUUGAUUGUUCUCGUCAAAAAGAAGUAAUUCAAAGUGGUUCCGUUUCUCUUAGAAUUGAAUUUGAAACUAGUAAGCCUACAGGAAAUGAUGUGUCAGCUUUCUGUCUAAUUUUACAUGAAAAAGAAUUUUUUUAUAAUCCUCUAACAAAAAUAGUACGACAGAAGUAA
Psylliodes chrysocephalus is the source of this 2700-nucleotide messenger RNA. Lineage: Eukaryota; Metazoa; Arthropoda; Insecta; Coleoptera; Chrysomelidae. The record is from the annotation of a GenBank genome assembly.